Closterium sp. Naga37s-1 is the source of this 1295-nucleotide messenger RNA. The record is from the annotation of a GenBank genome assembly. NCBI's taxonomy places the organism in Eukaryota, Viridiplantae, Streptophyta, Zygnematophyceae, Desmidiales, Closteriaceae.
GUGGACUCUGAUAUAGUCGACUAUGCCAUCAAGGAGCUUCGCUGGCAGGCCACCACUCACCACCCCUCCUCUCCGGCCAUGCCAGUCAUGCCAAGCGCAGUGGACGGCGUCUACCUCAUUCCGUCGGCCUCCUUUCCGCCUGACGUUCUCCAGCCGUUUCUGCAAGGCAUGCAUCGCCUGGAAUCCGUUCCCGAGGAUCAGAUUGACUACCAUCCAGGGUCAAACAAGCAGGUCAUUGACUUGGUCCAUCCGUCACUCCACUGCCUCGUGUACGGCCGAACCAGAGUCAUUACCGACCCUGACUACACCACUCUGGAUGUCCUGCCGUGGGACCAGAUGGUCAGUGAGUUAGGCUUGGUUGCCGAUGCUGGUGAACUUGCAGAUUUGGCAACGGCUCUGCAGGAGAAAAGCCAGGCUCAGGGGAGAAGAAGGAGGAGGUUGGUGGAAGUAGAGUUCUUUUCAGAUGCAUUUCAAUGGUUGCCAGCCGAGAUUGAUGUGUCUGUGGACGGGCAGAGUGCAAAGUUUCGGUCAUACAUCAACAAUCUGCAUCCGCUGGAGUUUGCAGAGACGUAUCGAAGCCUGGAGAAGAUAUUUGCCUUGGCGUUCGUGCCGCUGUUCAAUCAGGUGCUGACAGAGUCUGCCAAUCCACGGCCACUGCGGAUUACUGCCGACCCCUACAGCUGGUACGAAGGCUGGAAAGGUGAUCGAGCGUAUGAGUUAAGUGAUGACGAAGACAAGGAGGCUUAUAUGGAAGACAGGGAACCCGUUCAGCCAGAGGUACCAGACUUCUCACCUCCCCCAGAACCACCCAAGGAGGACGUUGUGAAGCUGCAGGGCAGACGUUUACAGGUGAUAGUGAAGAUUGCUUCUAUCUGUCUUACCCCGGAUCAGCCCAAGUAUCCGGGAGGCAUGUGGCAUGUUGAGGGCAUGAGGAACGAAAGCAUUGUGGCCACUGGGAUCUAUUACUACGACAUUGAUAACAUCUCAGAGUCACGCCUGAAGUUCCGACACACAGUCAGGGAGCCAGACUACGAGCAUGGUGACCGAAAGGGAGUUAAAAUGAUCUAUGGGCUCGUGGAUGAAGGCCCACUCCUCCAGCCGUUAGGCACGGUCCAAACCUCCACGCCAGGCCUGUGCCUGGCCUUUCCAAACCACUACCAUCACUGUGUGGCUCCCUUAGAGCUAGCCGACAAGUCCAAGCCUGGGCAUCGCAAAAUCCUCGUGUUUUUUCUUGUGGACCCGAACGAGAGAGUUAUGUCAACAGCACGUGUGCCUCCUCAGCAGCUGGCGUGGAG